Daldinia loculata is the source of this 2047-nucleotide messenger RNA. RefSeq lists its product as uncharacterized. The transcript has 3 exons. NCBI's taxonomy places the organism in Eukaryota, Fungi, Ascomycota, Sordariomycetes, Xylariales, Hypoxylaceae. The record is from RefSeq and is a predicted model, not a curated record. Bases 211 to 1842 code for a protein of 543 amino acids.
GAUAUUGUUAUCCACUGGCAGAGCCUGUUACUGUUGAACUUCGGAGAGGAUCUUGUCUACAGAAGUAGAUCGUGGAUCGUGGAUCGUGGAUCGUGGUACUCGGAGGUUUGCCAUGCGUUCUUCAACCCUAUAGGAACCCCGUCCUCAUAACAUCCCUAUCACUCCGCCUGCCCUAGAUUUCUUCAACCACAGACCGUCAUAUCCGUCAAAAUGGUCUCUUCAGUCCUGAAUAUUGGUGUACUACUUCUGCUAUUCGGUUUUGUCAACUCUCUCCAAGUUACGCCAGGGUCACCGUGUGCUGCAGUGUGCUUAGACCACCAGGAUGGCAAUACACAAAACCCGGCAGCAUCGUCAACGAACUCGUCAGAUAUCACUUGUCUCGAUAGCGAUUAUGGUUCUUCGUCAACUGGUAUCAAAUUCGAAAACUGUCUCAGCUGUCUAAAAGAUAGCAAUGCUGUUAGCGGCUCUGAGAGUGAUGUCUCUUGGUUCCUAUACAACUUGAGAUAUGCCGUCGAUGUAUGCGUUUUUGGCUCUCCAAAUGCCCCAAAGGCCAUCUCGUCCCCGUGCGAUAUUGAUUAUGGGUGUGCCCCUCUGGCCCAGUCGCUCCAAUAUGGCAUAUCAAACCCGAACAAUGCGUCAGAAUUCGGAUAUUGCACAGCGGGAAAUGGCGCUUUCAAGAGCGAAUCUGUUGAGGCGUGCUACCAAUGCUUUCAAGCAAGCGAUAACCAAGCUUACUUAGCUAACUUUCUCAUUGCUCUACAAGCUGGUUGCGAACAGACUCCUGCGCCGGGUAGCUUAAUUGGUUUCUCGGGAACACUGUUCUCUGAUAUUCCAAUAAAAAUCACCGCGCCGCCUACUGAUGACAGUGGUAAUGGCACUGAUACGUCGAAGACUGAUGACUCAAAUCCGACAUCGAUGACCACUGGUGCCAUAGUGGGCAUCGCUGUUGGAGGGGCGCUACUAUUUCUUGGUAGCCUGGGACUUUUCGUAGUUCACCAUCGCCGCGAAAAGAAGGCCCGGGAGCGCGAUGCCAUGGGUUCGGAUUACGAUCCUCGGGGAGGAAGUGGCUCUAUCUCAGCACCGAGCAAAGGAGCCUUUGCAUCCUAUGAUAGCAAGCCCUCUGUAUCAAUGAUAAGCGACUACGAGCUCAAGGCUCAGAGGGCAUACACAAACAACGCUAAUUACUACGACCUGGAAAAGGAGAUGGCGGCGCGGCGGACAAACUACAACUUAGAUCCACGACAACUUCCUACUCACCCUGCCUACAUUCCCGGAAAUACGAGUCGAGGUCCUUCUAGAACGGCUUCCCCCGCGCCUCCAGCAGCUGUGAAGUAUCGCGCACCAGACUCGUACGUCAUGCAGCAAUAUCUGAACGCGGUCGAAGACGUUGUUUCGAUACAUCUCCCACCACCACCACCACCACCGCCAUCGCACCCCCCAUCUCGAACCUCGAACCGAUCACCCUCUCCAGCGGAUUCUGCAACGACGAGGCUCUUAAAGAACCCCCAACCCGUAGCUCAAGUCCCACUCCCCCCUCCCCCAGCUCGCCACAAUAAGGUUCCGUCGCUGUCUAUGCCCACGGUACCACAUAUUAGGGUACCAAAGAAGUACUCUCCGCCGGUGAUAUCUUUACAGGGCGCGACGCCGGCCGACACACAAGAGAAGCAGCCUGGCGGCGAUGCGCAGAUAUCGAAGCCGCUGACAAUACACGAGCGGCGGUUUCAGGAUCGUGGACUGUAUAUUACGUCCUCCACGGAUAUCCUUGAGCAGCAAGUCGCACCGCCACCGCGGCUAGGGGAGAAUCUGAACGUAAGGACAGGGAAUAGCUCUUUCUACGGUUAAACCCGUAUUGUGUACGAUUUAUGUAUGGGUGUAUACAUCUGCAUAGAUACCCAAGGGACUUUUGGUAAUAUUAGGGAUGGCGUUCUGGAUGCUUCGCUUGGGACGAGGUAUUAGAAAACUGGAAUGGCAUAGCAUUGAAUGGGAAACGAACGGGAGACGAUGCACUUAAUUGUAUGGCGCAUACAGAAGCUAUCUUACAGUUACU